AUGAGCCGGAGAAUUACCCUUCUUUUCCCGUCCAAACGAAACCAAGUUACAAAGCAAAGCUUUGAUCUCUGUCUAUCUGUGAAUUCAUUUCCUUGGUAUAGAACUAUUCGGGAUAUCUAUUUUCAAUCCAAACAGUGCCUUAUUUGUGUUGGUAUUGCAGCAGUGUGAUGGCGUUUCGUUCCUUCUCAAAUAAAUUUAAAAUCCGUGAUUUGGGUUCAGUAAUAGUGGGAGAGUUUACGAGAAGUCGCAAACCCAUCAAAGACGCUUCAACUUCAAUGCCCUUGGUUGCAGUGUCCGAAAGCAAUUGGUUCAAAACGGCGUCGUGGUUGAGGCACUACCACGACGGAAGACCCAGAGGGCCCCUUUGGAGAGGAAAGAAGCUCAUUGGCAAAGAAGCGCUCUUUGUGAUAAUUGGGUUGAAGAGGUUUAAGGACGACGAGGAUAAGCUUCACAAGUUCAUCAAAACCCACGUUCUCAGACUCUUGAAGAUGGACAUGAUUUCUGUUCUCACUGAACUUGAGCGCCAGGAACAAGUUUCUCUCGCUCUCAUGAUGUUUAAGGUGAUGCAAAAGCAAGAUUGGUACAAGCCUGAUGCAUACCUCUAUAAGGACUUGAUCAUUUCAUUGGCAAGGUCUAAAAAAAUGGAUGAAGUAUUGCAAAUUUGGGAAAGCAUGAGAAAGGAAAAUCUGUUCCCUGAUUCUCAGACUUAUACUGAAGUCAUAAGGGGCUUCUUGAACUAUGGAUCUCCCGCGGAUGCGAUGAACAUAUAUGAGGACAUGAAGAAUUCUCCGGAUCCACCAGAGGAGUUGCCGUUCAGAAUUUUGUUGAAAGGGCUCCUGCCACAUCCUCUUUUGAGAAACAAAGUGAAACAGGAUUUCGAGGAGAUUUUUCCUGAUUCAAGUAUCUAUGAUCCGCCGCAAGAGAUAUUUGGUGCACGCUGAGAAAUUUAUCUAAAAAAGACUUUAUAUUAUGAGUAUCUCCCGGUCCCGGGUGCCAUGAUGAAUUCUGGAAGGAGCUGGAUCUUCAAUGACAGCAGAUGUAGGAGUUGAGGAUAGAGGCUGCGAUCAUUUUCAAGCUUUGUGUGCAUUGCGAUAGUUAGUAAGUUGACUGAGGGUUUACACUAACUGUUUACCAUCGAUGUCCUUGCUCGAGGGAGAUAAGCUUUUGGUAUUAAAACUGGUUAAACUUUACUCAGUUUGAAAGAUCUUAAUGCUCUUUUCCAGUUUCAUUGUCCAUAACGGCAUUGAACAAAUUGUUAACAAAGGAAAAUAAACUCGUCGGUACUUUGUGCCCUACUGUCUAAUGAUGGAUGUAUGUUGCCUUGGAUGAAGAAGGUGAGGGAGGAAUGGGGGAGUUGAGUAUAUUUAUUUUUUUAACCCAUAGAAAUUACAAUUGACAAACAUAAGAGUUGAGUUGAUAUUGUAUCCUUAUUAUACUUACCCAUUUACAUUGUUUAUAUUUAUUAGUUGUUGGUUUCAGACAUAAUAUUUGAAAACUUUUAUGUUGUAAAAAAAUAUUUGACAAGUCUUGUUGGGGUAUCCUUCAA
This is a messenger RNA of Cajanus cajan (pigeon pea), 1546 nucleotides long. RefSeq names its product protein THYLAKOID ASSEMBLY 8-like, chloroplastic. The record is from RefSeq and is a predicted model, not a curated record. Gene Ontology annotation, molecular function: protein binding. NCBI's taxonomy places the organism in Eukaryota, Viridiplantae, Streptophyta, Magnoliopsida, Fabales, Fabaceae.